UAGGCCGCUCACGAGGUUUCCCUCUUUCUCAGCACCUUGUCGGAGCGGGUCGGUACCUGGCUCGGAUGGACUGGUGAAAUCUACCAAAUUCACCAUCAAGUCAGCCAAUCUGUCGUUCCGACUAGCGAGCCACCGAAAUGCCGGCAUAUUUCCAACGACCGGAGAAUGCUCUGAAACGAGCCAACGAGUUUUUGGAGGUGGGCAAGAAGCAGCCAGCCUUGGAUGUUUUGUAUGAUGUCAUCAAGAGCAAGAAGCAUCGAACAUGGCAGAAGAUCCACGAACCCAUCAUGCUCAAGUACCUGGAGCUCUGCGUGGAUCUGCGCAAGAGCCACCUGGCCAAGGAGGGCCUGUACCAGUACAAGAACAUCUGCCAGCAGGUGAACAUCAAAUCGCUGGAGGAUGUGGUCAGGGCUUACCUGAAGCUUGCUGAGGAGAAGACUGAGACGGCCAAAGAGGAGUCUCAGCAGAUGGUCCUGGACAUCGAGGAUCUGGAUAACAUUCAGACUCCAGAGAGCGUGCUCCUGAGUGCUGUGAGCGGAGAGGACACUCAGGACCGUACGGACCGUCUGCUGCUCACUCCCUGGGUGAAAUUCCUGUGGGAGUCCUACCGCCAAUGCCUGGAUCUACUGCGAAACAACUCAAAGGUGGAGCGCCUGUACCAUGACAUCGCCCAGCAAGCAUUCAAGUUCUGCCUUCAAUACACCCGUAAGGCUGAGUUUCGUAAGCUGUGUGACAACCUGCGUAUGCACCUGGGCCAGAUCCAGCGCCACCACAACCAGAGCACCGCCAUCAACCUGAACAACCCCGAGAGUCAGUCCAUGCACUUGGAGACACGUUUGGUGCAGCUGGACAGCGCCAUCAGCAUGGAGCUCUGGCAGGAGGCAUUUAAGGCUGUUGAGGACAUCCAUGGCCUGUUUGCCCUUUCUAAGAAGCCUCCCAAGCCCCAGCUGAUGGCCAACUACUACAACAAGGUGUCCACUGUGUUCUGGAAGUCUGGUAACGCUCUCUUCCAUGCCUGCACCCUCCACCGGCUCUAUCACCUGUCAAGGGAGAUGCGCAAGAACCUCACUCAAGAGGAGAUGCAGAGGAUGUCCACUAGGGUCCUCCUAGCCACACUGUCCAUUCCCAUCACUCCUGAGCGCACCGAUAUCGCUCGACUGUUGGACAUGGAUGGCAUCAUUGUGGAGAAACACCGCAGGCUAGCCACCCUCCUUGGCCUGCAGUCUCCACCAACUCGCCAGAGCCUCAUCAAUGACAUGGUGAGAUUUAACUUGCUGCAGUACAUUGUACCUGAAGUGAAGGAACUUUACAACUGGCUCGAGGUAGACUUCCACCCUUUGAAACUGAGCGGAAGAGUGACCAAGGUGUUGAACUGGGUGAGAGACCAGGCGGAGAAGGAGUCUGACCUGCAGCAGUAUGUCCCUCACCUGCAGAAUAACACCAUCCUAAGGCUUUUGCAGCAGGUCGCUCAGAUCUAUCAAAGCAUCGAGUUCAGCCGUCUAGCUUCUCUGGUUCCAUUUGUGGAUGCCUUCCAGCUGGAGCGCUCCAUCGUGGACGCCGCUCGACACUGUGACCUGCAGGUUCGGAUUGACCACACGUCUCGAACACUGAGCUUCGGUUCUGACUUGAACUACUCAACCAAAGAGGACUCACCAGUUGGUCCGUUCCUGCAGAACAUGCCCUCUGAGCAGAUCAGGAAUCAGCUGACUGCAAUGUCCUCCUCUUUGGCCAAGGCCAUCCAGGUCAUCAAGCCAGCCUCCAUUCUGCAAGAGCGCGAGGAGCAGAGCCAGCAGGCCAUUGCUGCCUAUUUGAAAAACGCUCGUAAGGACCACCAGCGCAUCCUGGCCCGCAGACAGACCAUUGAAGAGCGUAAGGAGCGCUUGGAGAGCCUGAACAUCCAGCGAGAGAAGGAAGAGCUGGAGCAGCGUGAGGCAGAGAUGCAGAAAGUCCGUAAGGCUGAGGAGGAGCGCCUGCGGCAGGAGGCCAAAGAGAGAGAGAAGGAGCGCAUCAUGCAGGAGCACGAGCAAAUCAAGAAGAAGACAGUGCGCGAACGACUGGAGCAGAUCAAGAAGACUGAACUCGGAGCCAAGGCCUUUAAGGAUAUUGACAUUGAGGACCUGGAAGAGCUAGACCCCGACUUCAUCAUGGCUAAGCAGGUGGAGCAGCUGGAGAAGGAAAAGAAGGAACUUCAGGAGCGUCUGAAGAACCAGGAGAAGAAGAUCGACUACUUUGAGAGGGCAAAACGCCUUGAAGAAAUCCCUCUUAUCAAAAAGGCUUAUGAGGAGCAGCGUAUUAAGGACAUGGAACUGUGGGAGCUCCAGGAGGAGGAGAGGAUCAGCAACAUGAAAGUUGAACGGGAGAAGGCUCUGGAGCACAAGCAGCGCAUGUCCAGGAUGAUGGAGGACAAGGAGAACUUUGUGUCUAAAAUAACAGCAGCCCGUAGUUUCAUUUAUGAGGAAAAACUAAAAGCGUUCCAGGAACGCUUGGUGGAGGAGAGGAAGAAACGUCUGGAGGAGAGGAAGAAGCAACGCAAAGAAGACAGACGUAAUGCUUACUAUCGCCAGAAAGAGGAGGAGGCACAGCGUAUCCAUGAGGAGCAGCUGAAGAAAGAACGUGAGGAGCGUGAGCGCCUGGAACAAGAGCAGCGUGAGGAGGAGGAGAGGGAGUACCAGGAGCGCCUACGCAAACUGGAGGAGCAGGAGAGAAAACAGCGCGCCCGUCAGCAGGAGAUCGAGGAGCGCGAACGCCGUCGUGAGGAGGAGAGAAGAGCCCCAGAAGAGAAACCAGCCAGGGACUGGGGUGAGAAGGAGGAAGGUGGAGGAUGGCGGAAGCGCACUGAUGGUGAUUCUGAUUGGCGACGCUCUGUGCCUGAUAGGGACUGGAGGCAGGAGGGCCGUGAUGACGAUAGGGAAGAUAGAGAGCCACCCUUCAGGCGAGGAGACGGCCCACGCAGGGGCGGAGAUGACCGAGGGCCCCGCCGGGGCUUUGAUGACGACCGAGGCCCUCGUCGUGGCGGUGACGAUGACCGUCCUCCACGGAGAGGGAUGGACGAUGACCGUCCUCCACGCAGAGGCUUCGAUGAUGACCGCGGUCCAAGAAGAGGUGGAGAUGAUGACCGUGGCCCGAGGCGAGGUUUUGACGACGACCGCGGCCCCAGACGUGGCUUCGAUGAUGACAGAGGUCCACGUAGAGGCAUGGAUGACUCUAGGGGUCCAAGGCGUGGAGCUGAUGAUGACUGGGGUCCCAGAAGAGGAGGAGAUGACGAUAGAGGUGGCAGGAGAGGCAUGGAUGACGGGCCGCGUCGUGGUGGUGAUGACUCCAAGCCCUGGAAACCCCUUGGCAGACCUGGUAUGGAUCUGACUUGUCAGUCUCCAGUGAAAACAGGUGGUUGGCGUGAACGAGAGAAGGCUCGUGAAGACAGCUGGGCUCCUCCCCGUGGCGGUGGCCGUGAUGACGGAGACGAUGCCGACGGAGAUGAGAGACUCGGCGAUCGCUUCAGAGAGCGUCGCUCAAACAGAGAGGAGAGUGGCUGGAGGAAGGGAGGCACAGACGAGAACAGCUGGAGAGAAUCUCGCCGUGACGAUGCUGACCGCGAUGAUCGCCGUGGUGACCGUGAUGAUCGCCGUGGUGACCGUCGUGACAGAGACCGUCGGGACGACCGUGACCUCAGAGGCCCACCCAGAGAACAUGAUGAUGGAGGAUCUUGGCGUCGUGGUACAGAAGAUAAGAGGGAUGAUCGGGAGCGGGACAGGCCGAGGGACAGGGAUCGUGACCGUGAAGCUGAAGGGGAGAAGAGCUCCUGGCGCGCUGACAAAGAAAACCCCCGUCGCACCAAGAAUGAGACAGAUGACGACGGCUGGACUACAGUCCGCCGCUGAGUCACGUUACCUGUUUCUGCUGCCAGAUGGCUCAAGUAAUGAUAAUUGGUUUUGAAAAACAGUGUCCAAUACCCCAUCAGCCAACUGACCACAGUGGUGAAUUGAUGACAAAAAGCUUCAGAUGUUUAUGUGCAUUAUUAUUACCUUGAAUUAAACAAUUGUAGGCAGUAGUAUUUCAAGGGUUUUCUUUUUCCUUUUCCUUUUUGACGUUAAGCAAUUCUUUUUGUAACAUGGCGGUGCUUGCUGUCAGAACCAGAGGCUCUCCCACCACACAAACACAAUCCACCAAUGAACUUGUGUGCACUUAACGCCCAUCUGUGUGAUAUUCUCUGCCCCUAGUGGUUAGGAGUGUCAUUGCCCAGAAGAAUACAAUCAAACUGGCUAAAAACAAACAUCUGUAUUAGCUUCACCUCUCACAAGUAAAAUGCAAUCUAUCACUGACUGCCUAUUUUUAAUGGUUUACCUUUGCAUAGACUAAAUGCUGUGACAUAGAUCAGCAGAUCUGGUGAUGGAGAAUGAAUAGAUAUUUAUCAUCUGCUUCAAUGAUCUCUGCUGUUCAUCUCCUAAUGUUUCAGAUUCUUCUUAACCUCUUGAAUAACUUGUGGAAUUUCCAUUUUGAUUUGCAUGCUUAGAGUAUUCAAUUGAUCUCUCUCGGUAUCCAGUGUGUGGUUCUAUCUUGCUGCAUUCAACUGUAUGAAACCAGGUUGCAUGUGUACAGAUAAAGCCUUUAUUAAUAAAGCAGUUUGCUCACCAGUGA
Molecule: messenger RNA, 4635 nt
Organism: Myripristis murdjan (pinecone soldierfish)
Lineage: Eukaryota; Metazoa; Chordata; Actinopteri; Holocentriformes; Holocentridae
Gene: eif3s10
Product: eukaryotic translation initiation factor 3, subunit 10 (theta)
Exons: 22
Coding region: 138-3878 (1246 amino acids)
Biological process (GO): translation reinitiation; formation of cytoplasmic translation initiation complex
Cellular component (GO): eukaryotic translation initiation factor 3 complex, eIF3m; eukaryotic translation initiation factor 3 complex, eIF3e; multi-eIF complex
Molecular function (GO): mRNA binding; translation initiation factor activity
Source: RefSeq, a predicted model, not a curated record